Lampris incognitus (smalleye Pacific opah) is the source of this 1099-nucleotide messenger RNA. Its product is annotated as calmodulin-like protein 4. Gene Ontology annotation, molecular function: calcium ion binding. The record is from RefSeq and is a predicted model, not a curated record. Gene Ontology annotation, cellular component: myosin II complex. The transcript has 5 exons. Bases 285 to 746 code for a protein of 153 amino acids. Lineage: Eukaryota; Metazoa; Chordata; Actinopteri; Lampriformes; Lampridae.
UCUUUUGCCAGAUUUGUCUACAUUUUAAAUUUGGUUGCACAAGUGUAAUGUAGACGUUCUACCUGUCAUUACUAUUUAACGGGCGUAAUUAGUUUUGUCCUUCUAUCAAAGCUGUCAGGGCGGAAAGGGAAAGGACAAUGCACAGCUGAUCUGGUAUCUCUGUCUCCACAGUAACUGAUAUUAGAUUACCCAGAGGCCUUCAGGUUGUGGACUUUUGAACCGGGGUGGACAGACGUCAAAGACGGCCAGCUUCCUGGAAGGAAACGUAAGCAUCUGCUGUUGAAAUGGCUAAAUUCUUCUCACCAGCUCAAAUCAAUGAAUUUAAGGAGUGUUUCUCCUUAUAUGACAAGAAACAUAAAGGAAAGAUCGAGGCCAAGGACCUGAUCACUGUUAUGCGCUGCCUGGGCACAAGUCCUACAUUUGGUGAAAUUGACAGACAUCUCCAGGUCCACAAAAUUGGAAAGCAGGGUGAACUGGACUUCUCUACUUUCCUGACCAUGAUGCACAGACAGAUGCAACAGGAAGAACCCAAGACAGAGAUCCUUGAAGCCUUGAGGAUGACGGACAAGCAGAAGAGAGGGUACAUUCAGGCGUCCGAGCUACGGGCCAAACUCACUAAGCUCGGAGAGAAGCUCACAGACAAAGAAGUGGACGAGCUGUUUGAAGAGGCAAAUGUCAAAUCAAAUGGGACUGUCAACUAUGAAGAGUUCACCCGGAUGGUCACGCUGCCCCCCACUGACUACUGAUUUUCCUUGCAACUGUAAAAUACAUUAAACCGAACCAACCUCUGCUGAUACUGGCAGGUAUUAAUAGACAGCGAAUUACUGUGAAUUUAACUUAAUAAAGACAAACUGUUUUAUUCAUAAUUGACUGAGAUUAGUUAAUUUAUGUCCAAAGCUCUGGCAAGGAAUGGGACAUGCAGACAUCUGAAGUCAAGAUGCAAUGCUUUUGGACUCCAGUAUCCUCCGGUUGUUGCUCAGUGGUGUAAUUUGCCUACUUUGAUAAAAGGCUAAUUUCCUGUAUCUUAAAGAGACAGUUCCUCCCAAAAUCAAAAAUACACGUCUUUCCUCUUACUUGUGGUGCUGUUUAUCCGUCUAGA